UUUUUACUUUUUCUUCUCCGAUAUUCUUUCUUACCAUGUCUAUAACCGUGGAUGUCGAGUUUUCCGGUGGCCUCGAGCUGAUCAUGAAGGACAAGGUCAGGCAGGCCACCGUGUCCUUGCCGGCCACAGCCGAUGGUAAGCCGACGACCGUGCGCCAGGUGAUUCUGUAUGUGCGCGACAACCUGGUUGCCGACAAGCCGCAGCUAUUUUCGACCGAAAACACCGUGCGGCCCGGCGUCCUGGUCAUGAUCAACGACAGCGACUGGGAGGUCGAGGGCGAGAAUGACUACCAGGUGCAGGACAAGGACAAGGUUCUUUUCAUUUCGACUAUGCAUGGCGGAUAGACGACAAUAUAGGAAAUGCAUCUUUUAAAUGGCAAUGUUUUCUAAAUGGUGACCGGGUCAGAGCAUGGCUAGUGUGUGUGCAUGUGUUACGUAGCUUGGACUGACGUGCUGUUAAGCAACACGCAGGCUGGUAAAUGGAGUACAGUGGAAUAUG
Linderina pennispora is the source of this 498-nucleotide messenger RNA. RefSeq names its product ubiquitin related modifier 1. Gene Ontology annotation, molecular function: protein tag activity. Gene Ontology annotation, biological process: protein urmylation; tRNA thio-modification. NCBI's taxonomy places the organism in Eukaryota, Fungi, Kickxellomycota, Kickxellomycetes, Kickxellales, Kickxellaceae. The transcript has a single exon. Gene Ontology annotation, cellular component: nucleus; cytoplasm. The record is from RefSeq and is a predicted model, not a curated record. The coding region runs from base 36 to 344 and encodes 102 amino acids.